AUGAAACGAUUCCGACUUGUUGAUAAUCCAAACAAGACGCAAGAUUCUCACAUUUCCAAUUCCUAUGAUAAACUCUCACAUUCUCAUAAAAGUCAACACUCACGUCCCUGUUCAUUAGAUGAGAAAAGAUAUUCAACCACUUCUUCUAGAUCUCUACGACCUACCAUUUCUUCGAAAGAAUGUCAAUCUAGUCGAUUUUUAUCGACACAAAGUCGAUCUUUGGAAACAUUAUCAUCAACAAGAAGUAGACCUUCAGAAACAUUAUCAUCAACAAGAAGUAGACCUUCAUCAACACAAAGUAGACCUUCUACAUCUUCUUCCACCAGAUAUCAAGAUUGUCCUUCCCCUCAACCAACAUCUCAUCAAGGUAUCCCAAAUGAAUACUCUCACCAUUCGAUCACGGAUAAUCAGACAUAUGAUACUUCUAUCAAUUCCAAACCAACGUAUCGAACCGGAAAGCAUAGGAACAUUUCAGGAAUAUCCGUUGCUCAUAAAUUGAACCGAUCCUAUGAACCCCUCGACAUUAUGGAGAAAAGAGGAUCUGUGAUGAGUUCCAGAAAAAGAGUAGAUCAAGUAGAUCCGAGGAAUUGUUCAAAGCGUAUGACACCCACCUCAAAUUCUUUGGAGAAAUGGUAUGAUCAAACAACUCCAUCAACUCGUUCUUCAACUUCUUCAACUCAUAUGACACCAUGUUCAUCUCGUUUAUCAUCUACGGUGAUGACGCCAUCCACAACUCAAUCUGGAUAUCGAUAUGAUCGUUCUUCUUCACGUCGAUCGAGUAGACCUGCUUCGAGUACUUCAGGAUUAUCUAGAUCGGGAGCUAUGAGAAAAUCCACAUCUUCUUUCUCUGGUUGUGCGGAUUCUUCUUUGGUCAUGUCUCGUAUGAUGUGUGAUCCUUCCUCUACCACUUGGGAUAAAUCCUCAUCCUCGAAAGUUAUCGUUCCUGUGGAUAAACGAGAUAGGGGAAUACAUGAUAGAUCUAUACAUCAUUCGACCCAAUCUCGAGAUCCAAGAUGGAUGGAGAAAGUUGUGGAAGGGUAUCAAAAAUUCAGUAAAGAGAAUAGGGAAGAUUUUGGAAUCUGUCAUGUGAGAGACACAAGGGAAAUGAGGGAAUCUGAGAAUGAGAGAAAUGGGCGAUGGGCUAGUCAUCAACGUCAAGCUGAGUCGGAUUUGGAAACUGGUGUCGAGACUAAUAAAGUGGGAUAUGACCUUCAAUGGGAACCAGAUACCGAUCCUGAUGCUGUCGGUUACGAUCCCGCGGUGGAAGUUUGGAAAAAGCUGGAAGGUUUGGUAGGUCGGAAACCCAGUGUCAGGGAGAGAGGUAGAUGGGUUGUUCGACCUAGUAGGAGUAUGAAACAGGAAGUGACAGAGUCACCUGAGAGUGGAUUUCACAGAGAGACAGAUGAAGAGAGUGUCGGGGUUGGUGAGCAGAGGGAUGACAUUUCAAGCAGUCGUGCUUCGAGUGCUUCUGGAAUGAAAGUGUUGUCCGCUGUUGAUGACCUACCAGUUGUGAGGAUGGUAUCCAGCCGGCGUACAGGUGGUCUGAUCCCAGGAGAGUCAGAGGAGGAGAGAAGAAGCGGGAGAAAAGUUGUUGGGGGAGAGAGUGUAGGUAUGAUUGAGAAGAAAGGUGAAAGGAUUGAGGAAGAUUCUUACAUCGAAUCCUUUUCCAUUUCCGACUAUUGCGAAAAUACCGACACCGAGGUUAUAUUCGACAUGACGGCACCUCUUGUUUCUUCUCUCUCAGCGGUCGCUUCCACCCCUGCUAAUACACCUUGUUUACACCGAGAAUCUCUUCAACGUGUGAAUAAAGUGAUGAAGCGUAGAGAUGAAAAGAUAAAAGAAGGGAUCAUUGAUGAGAUUUCUUUCGCUACUUCAAUUUCACCAUUAUCAGUCAUUCAAGCACAAAACACACCUCUUCCUCUCAUUCCUUCCGUCUUCUCUGCCGCUUCAUCACCUCUCACUUCCAUGACCCCUCCAAACGAUCGAGGCAUGUCAUCAACACGAUUGAAACAUAAUCCAGAGUGUCUUCAAGCACCGAUAACAGAGACCAAUGAAGGUGAAAUCGGAAAAAAGGUUUUGUCAGAGAAGAAGAGUCUACGUCGGAAAGCGUGGAAUAUGUUCAAACUUGAUUCUCCCAUCAUAAAAGCUCUUCGAAGGUUAGAUCAUGAUUCCACACCUGAUCUUGAUCAAGCUCUUCGUGCUGUCGAUAAUCGCAAAAUCAUCUCUUCUCGUUCUUCCGUUUCUCAAGGUGGUAGUGACAAACCACCAAACUUAGGAUUGGGAUUAGGGAUGAACAUGUCUUCUAAGUCGACUUAUUCGUUACCGGUGAUUGAACCUCGCUGGUUGAGGUUCUUGAAGGGUAAAGAGGAUGAAGAAUUGGUUCAGGUGACGGAUCUUGAUACGGGAGAAAAACAUGAGUUGGGGUUGAAAGAAUUGGAACAAAGGGGUUCGUUUAGGAGACGAUGA
Tremella mesenterica DSM 1558 is the source of this 2466-nucleotide messenger RNA. RefSeq lists its product as uncharacterized. NCBI's taxonomy places the organism in Eukaryota, Fungi, Basidiomycota, Tremellomycetes, Tremellales, Tremellaceae. The transcript has a single exon. The record is from RefSeq and is a predicted model, not a curated record. Bases 1 to 2466 code for a protein of 821 amino acids.